AUGCAGUCGUGGAAGAAGAGGGGGAGAGUGGUAGCAGCUGUGGUCGUUGAUUUCCUUGGUGCUUAUGAUCUCCCGCAUGAUGGGUUUGAACAGAGGGCAUGUUUUGUUGUAGUAAGCGGCACUGAGCUUGGAUUGUGUCAACACAAGUCAAAAACUAUGGCAAAAGUCAUGGGUGGCAACACUGCUACUCUUCCCAUUAGCGUCUUCUUGCUGACAGUUCUUCUUGGUGGGUUCUGGAGAAGCCUCAUAUACAUUGGUCAGCUCGAUUUCUUCAUUACCCAAUCACCUAAGGGGAUGAAAACUAUGAGCACUGACCUCUUCCUCUCAACUCUCUCGCUAGGUUUCUUUGUUAGUAGCUUCUUAGUAUCGGUAGUGAAGAGGGUGACAGGGAGCAAAGAUGGCCAAGGAGGGCUAGCAAACAACAUCAACUACAGAAGACUUGAUUGUUUCUAUGGGCUUCUAGCCAUAUUAAGCUUCAUUAAUUUCAUAGUAUUUCUGAUUUGUGCAGUGUGGUACAAGCCUCAAAAACCUAAUGAUGGCAUGCAGAUGGAGACUAUGGCUAAUGGGUCAUGCCCUGAGGAGAAGUGCUAG
This is a messenger RNA of Vitis riparia (riverbank grape), 591 nucleotides long. RefSeq names its product protein NRT1/ PTR FAMILY 6.2-like. NCBI's taxonomy places the organism in Eukaryota, Viridiplantae, Streptophyta, Magnoliopsida, Vitales, Vitaceae. Gene Ontology annotation, cellular component: membrane. The coding region runs from base 1 to 591 and encodes 196 amino acids. The record is from RefSeq and is a predicted model, not a curated record. The transcript is spliced from 2 exons. Gene Ontology annotation, biological process: transmembrane transport. Gene Ontology annotation, molecular function: transmembrane transporter activity.